Messenger RNA from Diversispora eburnea, 945 nucleotides. The record is from the annotation of a GenBank genome assembly. NCBI's taxonomy places the organism in Eukaryota, Fungi, Glomeromycota, Glomeromycetes, Diversisporales, Diversisporaceae.
AUGUCAUUAUCUCCAGCUCCAUCAACAACAUCCAACAGUGAUACAGGAAGCGUCUAUCAUGAAGACGAAAUAUUGAGUUGCCUUUGGAAAAAAUGUAAUCGGCAAUUCGAUGACGCAGAAUCUUUGUAUUCACAUCUCUCAGUUGAUCAUGUGGGUAGAAAGUCUACAGGAAAUUUGUGUUUAGAAUGUCAUUGGGAUGAUUGUGAUGUUAGAACCACAAAAAGAGAUCAUAUUACUAGUCAUCUUAGAGUUCAUGUUCCUUUGAAGCCACACAUCUGUGAGAAAGCAUUUAAACGUCCACAAGAUCUAAAAAAGCAUUAUAAAAUACAUAGCGAAUACCAUCAACAACAAUUAACAAAUUUAAAGAAUCAUCGUAUUACCAAGAAACUUCUCAUUAAAUUUGAAUCACCUUUAGUAAUAAUGACAACAUCGGAAUAUACUACGCCUCCAUCUCCUUCAAAUAUUGACCCUGAAGAAAUUGGAGAAACUUUCCAUAAAUUUGGAUUUGAUCAAAGUGAUAAUGAAGAUGAAGAUAAAAAGGAUAAUAAUGAGAAAUUGGAUAAAGAAUCAUUAGGAAGAGAACAUUAUGAAAAUGUUGGGAAGAGUUCAUUACGUCAAAAUUUACAAUUUAAUUUAAAUGAUCCAAAAUAUGCUGGUAAACAAAGUAGUAGAAAAAAUAUUUUUGGAGAUUUUUCUGAAUUAAAGGAUUACUUAGAUAUAAAUGAAGAAUUAUCUGAACUCACUGAUUUCGAAGAAGACAAAGGAUUAUCUGAAGAAUUUUAUGAUUUCGAGAAUACAGAUGAUGAAGAGUCAUCUGUAUACUCAGCAUCACGUAAAUCUUUAGAUGAAUCUCUAAAUAAAUCUUUAGAUAAAUCUUUAGAUAAAUCUGAUAAAUCUUCAAUUGUUAUAAACGAAUUGAGAAAAAUUGAAAAUGAAGAAAGGUAA